Messenger RNA from Malania oleifera, 375 nucleotides. Its product is annotated as cyclin-dependent protein kinase inhibitor SMR9-like. The record is from RefSeq and is a predicted model, not a curated record. Gene Ontology annotation, biological process: regulation of DNA endoreduplication. The transcript has a single exon. NCBI's taxonomy places the organism in Eukaryota, Viridiplantae, Streptophyta, Magnoliopsida, Santalales, Ximeniaceae. The coding region runs from base 1 to 375 and encodes 124 amino acids.
AUGGCUCCAUCUGGCAGAAGAAGAGCAAGAAGAAUCACUAGAAAGCAGCCAAGAAGAACAAGUCACAGGAUCAGCCUAGAAAGCAAAAUCUGUUCGCCUUCUUCAAACUUUUCUACCACGACUUCCCCCGAUAAUUCAUCGAAGAUCGACAGCGAUGAUUACCUCGGCCGUGUUGAAGACCAUGCGUCUACCAGUGGCUGCUCCACGCCUAAAGCUCAGAGAUUUAGAAUACCAGAGAUUGUAACGUGCCCGCCGGCCCCCAAGAAGCGAAGAGUACUUUCAAACUGCUCGCUCCAGCGGUCGCCCAUCGCUUUCUUCGCCCCUCCGGAUUUAGAGCUCUUCUUCUUCUUCGCCCUUCAGGACAUCUCGGUCUGA